This is a messenger RNA of Psammomys obesus (fat sand rat), 3030 nucleotides long. RefSeq names its product steryl-sulfatase-like. NCBI's taxonomy places the organism in Eukaryota, Metazoa, Chordata, Mammalia, Rodentia, Muridae. Gene Ontology annotation, molecular function: arylsulfatase activity. The coding region runs from base 333 to 2258 and encodes 641 amino acids. The record is from RefSeq and is a predicted model, not a curated record. The transcript is spliced from 11 exons.
UCAGGAAUCACCCCGCCAGUGACCUCGGUGAUAUCGCGGGUCCCAGGGACGGGACGGGUUCAAUGGGAUCUGGGGCGACUUUCGGUUCCUCUGGGAAGCCCCACGGGACAUAGCUGAAACAGCGACGGAAGCACAAUAGCGCAAGGUAUUCUGGGAAUCGUAGUCCUCGGCGGCUCUGCGGUCAAGCGAGGGGAAGGGGACGGGGACUACAGACUAUCCCAGAGGCCCGUGCUCGGUGGCCAUGUUUGUAGUCCUCUGUGCGUCGCGAGACACGCUGGAAUUAUAGUUCUCCGACCUCAGGGGUGGGGCAAACGAGGGUCACAGAAUGUCCCAUGGGCUCCGCGGCUGUACGGGGAAAACGGGAUCCGGCUCGAUUUUCGGUGGACCUAAGAAGACAUGAGGAACGGACGGGAAACAAGCGAGGGCGUGUACUACAAUGGAUUCUGGGAAUCGCAGUCCACUACUGCUCCAGGGCCCCGGCUGGGGGAACACAGAAGCGGUCGACUGUGGGCGAGCGCGCACGUGUGCAGGGAGCCGGAGCGUCGGCGGCGCCGGGAAGAAACGCCAUGCUUCCCGCCCUCCUCCCCCUCCUGCUCAUGGCUGCCCUGGCCCCUGCUGCUCGCUCGCGCCCCAACAUCGUGCUCAUCAUGGCAGACGACCUCGGCAUCGGGGACCCUGGGUGCUACGGAAACACGACACUCAGGACGCCACACAUUGACCGUCUCGCCCGGGAAGGUGCGAAGCUCACACAGCACUUGGCUGCUGCGCCCCUGUGCACUCCCAGCCGUGCGGCCUUCCUCACAGGUCGCUACGCUGUGCGCUCUGGCAUGGCAUCACACAACCGUGUGGGCGUGUUCCUAUUCUCAGCAUCAUCGGGCGGGCUGCCCACUGAUGAGGUCACCUUUGCACGGCUUCUGAAGGAGCAGGGCUAUGCCACGGGGCUCGUGGGGAAGUGGCACCUGGGGCUGAGCUGCCGCACGGCCUCCGACUUCUGCCACCACCCUCAGCGCCACGGCUUCGACUUCUUCCACGGCAUUCCCACCACCAACCUGCGGGACUGCCGCCCAGGCUCCGGCACCGUGUUCAUGCCCGCGCUGCGGAUGCUCAUCUACGGGCCACUGUGGGCGCUGGCGGCCGCGGGUCUCACGCUGGCGGUGCUGCGAAUGCUGGGCCUUGUGCACGUGCCCGGGACGGCCUUCCUAGCCCUCGGAAUCAUGGCCGCCACCCUGGGGGCAGCUCACCUCACCUUCCACCUCUGCUUCCGGCCGGCCAACUGCUUCCUCAUGUCGGGCUUCCACAUCGCCCAGCAGCCCACCAACUACACUGGGCUUGGACAUGGGCUUGCUGAUGAGGCCACAGGAUUCCUGCGCAGGCACGCGCACACGCCCUUCCUGCUCUUCCUGUCUCUUGUGCAUGUGCACACUGCACACUUCGCGGGACCCGACUUCUGGGGAAAGAGCCGGCACGGAGCUUAUGGGGAUGCAGCUGAAGAGAUGGACUGGAUCGUGGGCCGUGUCCUGGACACCCUGGAUGAGCUGGGCCUGACCAAUGACACACUGGUGUACUUCACAUCCGACCAAGGGGCACAUGUGGAGGAAGUGAGCGCUGAGGGCGAGAUGCACGGUGGCAGCAACGGGAUCUACCGGGGUGGGAAGGGCAAUAAUUGGGAGGGUGGCAUCCGAGUGCCAGGCCUGGUGCGCUGGCCGGGCAUGAUCAAGCCCGGCGUGGAGAUCGAGGAGCCCACAAGCAACAUGGACGUGUUCCCGACAAUCGUGCGGCUGGCGGGUGGCAAGCUGCCCCAAGACAGGGUGAUUGACGGCCGAGACCUCAUGCCACUGCUGCUGGGGCACACCCAGCACUCAGAGCACGAGUUCCUGUUCCACUACUGCAAUGCGGAGCUGCAGGCUGUGCGUUGGCGGCCCCGCAACGGCAGCUCAGUGUGGAAGGCCUUCUUCUUCACACCCCGCUUCAGCCCCCCGGGCGCCAGCGGCUGCUUUGACACACAUGUGUGCCCAUGCAGAGGCUCUUCCCACCUGGUCCACCACGACCCCCCACUGGUGUUUGAUGUGGCUCGGGACCCCCGUGAGCGCAGACCCAUGACCCUGCAUGACGAGCCCCGCCUCCCCGACAUCCUGGCCACUGUUGUGCGUGCUGCACACAAGCAUGCUGCCUCUGUGAUCCCCGUGCCAGACCAGCUGUCCCUGGGGAACCUGGCUUGGAAACCAUGGUUGCAGCUGGUGGGGGCAUGGCAGAAGUGAAGCCCUGGGCGGGAUGGGUGAGGGGAACCAGGAAGUGAACCAGAAGUCAGAUGGGGGCAGGAACUGAUGUCACAGGGUCACAUUAUAUCACAGCAGGCACAGAAAAUGAAAACCAGGAAGUCAAGAGUAGACAGGAAGUGAUGGCAUUCGGGUCCAGGGAGUAAUCGAGGAGUCACAGGGACAUAGGAAGUGACAUAACCCAAUCAUAUCAUAUCACAAGUGCCACAGGAAAUGACUUCACAGGAUCACAUAUCACAAGGGCCACAGGGACUUAAUUGGUGUUCCUGGGUAAGCAGGAAGUUACGUUACUUGAUCACAUCACAUCACACAUGGUACAGGAAGUGACCUAACAUGAUCAUGUCAUAUCACAAGGGGCACAGGAAUUUAACAGGAAGUCACAUGGACACGGAAAGUGACUUGAUGGGGCCAGGAAACAAACAGUAAGUCACUGUGAUAAGCACAGUGAUUGAGCAGGUAGUCAUGGGGAACAAUAAGUGAUGUCACGUGAUAACAUUACCUCACAAAUUAUAUAGGAAGUAAAUUUAGUAGGGGUGUAGGAAGUGACGGGACAAAGGGGGCCGGUAUGUGGAAAUUAGUGACUAAGGCCUUGGAACAGGAAGUGAUGUUGCACGGGACAAGGAAGUGCCAAGGAUACAGAAAAUGAUGUCAGGAAGCGACCAGGACUGAGCUUCCGAGGACAGGACAGAGUCCUGACUUCAUUUACAUAUUCAGGAGUACACAUGCUAAUUGCCCAAUAAAGGCCAGCAACAUG